Messenger RNA from Coffea arabica (coffee), 2309 nucleotides. Its product is annotated as WEB family protein At1g12150-like. Gene Ontology annotation, biological process: chloroplast accumulation movement; chloroplast avoidance movement. Gene Ontology annotation, cellular component: cytosol. Lineage: Eukaryota; Viridiplantae; Streptophyta; Magnoliopsida; Gentianales; Rubiaceae. The record is from RefSeq and is a predicted model, not a curated record.
UUGUUGUAGGUAAAAAAAGAAAUUCUUACAAUGUUCGGAUUCCACAUACGAACUCGUUCCUUGGAUUCUACAAUUCUGGCGGGUUCACCGAAACCAACAGUGGGGACUCCGAGAUCCAGCAAUGGAGGCUCUCCAAGAACUGAGGUGGGAGAGGUGGACACCAGCGCUCCAUUUCAAUCUGUCAAGGCCGCGGUUAGCUUAUUCGGAGAUCCUGCAACCUCGCCUAGGUCCAACAACGACGACAACAACAAGAAGCAGCCCCUUCUAUCUAGAAAGCCAAAAAAUUCCUCUGCUGCUGAUGAGAGAGUGCUCGAGAAAGAAUCCGCCCUUCACUUGGCCCUCAAGCAACUGGAGGACUUCAGGGCACGACUCAAAUGCACAGAAACCACAAAAGCUCAAGCUUUCCGGGAACUCGAGAAAGCCAACAGAACGCUACAGGAACUGACAAACAAGCUCGAAAUCAUUAGUGAAUCCAAGCAAACGGCCAUCGAGGAAACAGAAGCUGCAAAGCAAAGAGCCAGGGAGCUCGAGGAACACAAAUCCAGCAGACAACACCUUGGCAUCGAUGCUUGGAAACAGGACGUCGACAGCGAAAGAGAACUAUACAAGGCCUCCGCUGCUGAGCUCAUCUCUGCUAAACAAGAGCUUACAACCCUCCGACAGGAUUUUGAUCGAGUCCUCGAAGCAAAACUGGCUGCAUUUCAAGAGGCUGCGGACGCCCAGCACGUCACCCAAGUUUACCGAGACAGGCUAACUCGAAUUUCCAGUGAAAUCACCACCUUGCGCGAUACACUGGGAGAGGUCAAGUUAGCCACGCUCCAGGCGCAAGAAGAAGGAAAUAAGCAUCACGAAGAAAGGCAGGCUCGCUUCCAAUCUCGCCAAACAGCCAACGAACAAGUAGAGCUGAAAAUCAAAUCCUUGAAAGAAGAAUUUGAUGCUAGCGAAAUUCUCGAGGAAAAGCUCGAAGAAACAACGGAGGCAGUCAAGCUUUUGCAAGAACAGCUGCAAAAUGUUAGAGAAUCAGAUAUGUCCUCUCUGAAAAUCGCCACAGCAGAGCUUGAUGAUGCUACAAGAAAACUGCGAGAAAUUGUGCAUGAACAAAACUUACAGAGAAGCUCAGUAGAUUUCCUUAAGGAGGAGCUUGAUAAUGUCAAGAGGGACCAUUCUGAAUUGAAGGACAAGGCAUCGAAAGCAGAAUUAACAGCUGAAACUUUGCAAAGUGAAUUGGAGAGAUAUAAAGCACAGCUCGACGCAGCUCUUGCAGGAGAUCCCAAGGAGAGUACGAUGAUAUGCGCUUAAAACUCCAACAGCUGGUGUCGGAGGCUGAAAAUGCUAGGCAGGGAGCAGAAGAGAUCAGGAAGGACAUCUCAUUACUUAAGCAAGAUGCUGAAACAGCACGUAUUGCAGCCAAGGAAGCAGAGGAAAGGCUACAAGUAGCACUGAGUGAGGUUGAAGCAGCAAAGGAAGCAGAAAGGCACGCAGGCGAAAUCAUUCAUAGUUCAUCCAAAACUGAUGCUGUCCAAGGCUCAACUUCAGAUUUGCAUGGCAAGAUCAAGUUAUCUGUUGAGGAAUUCGAGUCUUUGGAGAAAGCUGAGGAAUCAAAAUCAGAUGCUGACCUAAAAGUAGCAACCGUCAUGGCUCAGAUUGAAUCAAUUGAAGCAAGUCAAAAUGAAAUGCUCAAAAAGGUGGAGUCCUCUAUGAAAGAAAAAGAGGCAAUAGAGGCUGCCAUUGAGGAUGCUUUAAAACAGGCAGAGAUGGCUGAAGCAGCAAAGCAGGUGGUAGAGGGUGAACUCAUGAGGUGGCGUCAGAAAGAACAAGACGAUGUGGCCUGAGAAUCUUCUUACUCGUAGGAGAUGGAUAAUCAGCUUGAAUUUACAUGAUGAGAGAGUUUCGCAGUCAACUGCAUGAAUUUUUGAAAGACGCGCGUGGAAUUUUACUCUUCUACUACAGCAUAGUAUAAGCAUGCAUGAAUAUUUUCUUCUAAUUUUACCUACUCGUAAUAGAUGGAACCCCCAAGCAAAGCAGGAAAAGCGCGAGCAUUCACCCUUUUACUGCUUACCUCGAGAAAAAAAUAAAUAAAGGUAAAAAUCCAAUGGCAACUUGAAGCUUCAAGUUCUUCCUCUGCGAUAGGGAGCAAUAGCCGUACAUAUAAGGACUACAAUUCGGAUAAUGUAGAAUUAGGUGGACCAAAUCAAAUUAUAGCACUAAAGGGAACAUGCAAUCCUUCCACCAUUUUCAGAAGCUUUUUUGAUGCAAAAUACAGUAUGGAUGUCCUUAGUCAGUUGAUUUUCACCAAAAAAAAAAAAAAA